Arabis nemorensis is the source of this 207-nucleotide messenger RNA. The record is from the annotation of a GenBank genome assembly. Lineage: Eukaryota; Viridiplantae; Streptophyta; Magnoliopsida; Brassicales; Brassicaceae.
AUGCAUAUCCAAAAACCAGUUGAUGCCAUGGUGAUGAUGUCGCCGGAAGAAAAACCGACUAAUGCCAUGGUGAUGGUGUUGCCGGAAGGAAAACAGGCAGAUGCCAUGGUGGUGGUGUCGCCGGACAGAAACUCUAAAAAAAAAGAGACAAUAAUCGCUUCGGAGAUUGGAACCCAGCGAAAACAAUGGAGGAAAUGGUAUAUUUAG